Molecule: messenger RNA, 3215 nt
Organism: Mus pahari (shrew mouse)
Lineage: Eukaryota; Metazoa; Chordata; Mammalia; Rodentia; Muridae
Gene: L2hgdh
Product: L-2-hydroxyglutarate dehydrogenase
Exons: 10
Coding region: 48-1442 (464 amino acids)
Molecular function (GO): (S)-2-hydroxyglutarate dehydrogenase activity; (S)-2-hydroxy-acid oxidase activity
Source: RefSeq, a predicted model, not a curated record
UUCAGGUUGCGGCUGCUGGGGUGGAGGGAGGGGAGGUGGCGCAGGCUAUGUGGCCGACCCUGCGGUACGUAGGCGGUGUCUGCGGACUGGCCCGGUACAGCGUGACUGGGGGUUUCCUCCGGGCAAGCGGACCGGCGUCCGGGGUGCCCGGGCUACUGUGCGGGGGUGGCCGCCGCAGCUCCAGCACCAGCUCUUUUGAUGUAGUCAUCGUUGGAGGUGGAAUUGUGGGGCUUGCCUCUGCCAGAACACUCAUCCUGAAACAUCCGGGGCUUUCGAUUGGUGUGGUGGAAAAGGAGAAGGAUCUAGCUCUUCACCAGACUGGACACAACAGUGGUGUCAUACACAGUGGGAUUUACUAUAAGCCAGAAUCUCUGAAGGCUAAAUUGUGUGUAGAAGGCGCAGCCCUCAUCUAUGAGUACUGCAACCUCAAGGGAAUUCCCUACAGGCAAUGUGGCAAGCUAAUAGUAGCUGUCGAGCAAGAAGAGAUUCCCAGACUUCAAGCCCUGUAUGAGAGAGGCCUGCAGAAUGGAGUCCAAGGCUUGAGGCUGAUCCAGCAGGAGGAUAUAAAAAAGAAGGAGCCAUAUUGCAGGGGUCUAAUGGCUAUUGAUUGUCCAUACACUGGCAUUGUGAACUACCAACAGGUAGCUUUGUCAUUUGCCCAAGAUUUCCAAGAAGCAGGUGGCUCUAUCUUGAAAGAUUUUGAGGUAAAAGAUAUUGAAAUAGCUAAAGAAAACCCUUCAAGAAGUAAGGAUGGCAUGAACUAUCCAAUCGCUGUCAAGAAUAGUAAGGGAAAGGAAAUUCGGUGUCGAUAUGUUGUCACGUGUGCUGGUCUUUACUCAGACCGUAUUUCAGAGUUGAGUGGCUGCAAUCCUGACCCUCAAAUUGUCCCAUUCCGUGGAGAUUACCUGGUCUUAAGGCCAGAAAAGGGCUACCUUGUAAAAGGAAAUAUUUAUCCGGUCCCGGACAGCCGGUUACCUUUCCUAGGAGUUCACUUUACACCGAGGUUGGAUGGCACUAUUUGGCUAGGGCCUAAUGCAGUGCUUGCCUUUAAACGGGAAGGUUACAGACCCUUUGACUUCAAUGCCAGAGAUGUUAUGGAAGUAAUUCUCAAAAGCGGUUUCAUUAAACUGGUGUUCCAGCAUUUCUCUUACGGAGUUAAUGAAAUGUAUAAAGCCUGUUUUCUCAGUGAAACAGUGAAGCAUCUUCAAAAAUUCAUUCCUGAAAUCACCAUCAGCGAUGUCCUUCGAGGUCCUGCUGGAGUACGGGCCCAGGCCCUGGACAAAGAUGGAAAUCUGGUAGAGGAUUUCGUGUUUGACGGAGGGGCUGGCGAGAUUGGAGACCGCGUCCUUCAUGUGAGAAAUGCGCCUUCGCCUGCCGCCACUUCCUCCCUGGCAAUUUCUAGGAUGAUAGCGGAGGAAGCACAGCACAGGUUUAAGUUAUGAGUGGGGGGUGGGGGUGGGGGGGGCGCUGUGCUUGCUUCACGGUACCCACGUCAGCAACAAGGGCCUACCGGCUGCGGUUUAAAAUUAUACUUUAAGAAAACAAUUUUAAAACCAUGCCUUUAAGGCUAAAAUAAACAUUGACUUAUUAACAGGAUAUAGUAGAUAUAAUAAUUUUUUAAAAAAUUUAGGUCCAUAUUCUUGUGAACAAAGAAACGAAGUGUAUAUCACUACCUGUUCUGAAACUUCAGGUUUCUUAGAGAGACUUACCCCAACCCAUCUCAGUCUGGGGAGAGCUCUUACAGAGUGUUUGGGAAGACAACAUAAAAGAUGGACUGUCCCUAAAUAAAUGUUUGGAUUUAUAAUGUUUUUCCUUUUUCUAAAUAACUGCUUGUUUAGAAAAUGAAAGUGCUUGAUUUCAAGGAAAUAAAUGAAAUUUCACAUUUCUAAGUAGCGUAGAAAAAAGUCUUUUACUGCAGCCCUGCAGUGUGGCACCAUCACUCCACGUGACUAGCAGUGCGCCUGUGUGCUUGCUGCCAACACUACAGUUUUCUAAGCUGAGAAAUAAAAGUCCCUAAAAGGACUGAUUUUAUAAGUGCAGUUUAAAAUCCUGACCAUGGGUGUGUCACUGUGUAAUUUUAUGUUUCACACCUCAGCCCCUUGGUCACACUAAGGUUCCCAAGAUGUUGGCCAGGGAUUACUAAUGGUUCCUGUCUACUUGGGUUUUCAGAAUUCCUAUAAGCUUUGUGAGGCCAUUUCUCCAUUUUUGGUUAAUAUCUAACUUGGAGGCAUUCACUUCUGUAAACCGCGAAAGUGCCUUAUAGCCUUCAUAUUUACUUCAUUAAUGUGGUGAGCUGGUGCCAAGUGCCAUACUGUGUGUGACAUGUGUGCGUGGUGCCAUAUUGUUACUGUGUAUACUAUGUGUGUGUGUAUGUGUGUGCUUGUGUGUGCACGAGUGUGUUUGUGUUAGCUAGUGAAGUUUGUCUUACAACUCAGAAAGUUAGAAAUAGAAAUGUAAGUGAAGAACUGGCAGCCUGGCCAUGGAAACAGGCAGCACUUCAGGGAGACCCUUCGUCUGUCCUAUCCUGAGUGUUCUCUCAGGGUUAAUCUUGGUUUUCCUCGCCAACACUGUGAUGGAUGUAUGAGAGUGAUGUGCAUGUUGAUAGGAGAACCUUUUCCUGUCACUUGUUUCUCUUCACUUCAGCCCUUACUGGUUACAUUUAUUAAGCUAUCUAAUCCAUUAAUUUAAAAGGAUACAUAUUGUGGGCUUCAGUUUGAGAGGCAGCAUAUCCCCUGUGAAUGGAUGAGGCAGUUACUCAACCCUUGGGCUGGGCAUAUUGAAACACUCAGAAGUCAUUUACAGAAAAAACCAAGCCCUAAUGGUCCUCCAUAGCAGCUGAUUCCAGAAGACACACUGCAGAGCACGGCUGUGUUCUAAGACGUAGUGACACAAGCAUCACAUUAAGAUUGUGUUACUUUAUGAAUAAGAUGAGAGUCUUUUCCCUUUAGAUGUGGUGAGAGAAGUAUGCAUGUUCUGUUUCAUCAACUGUGAGACCUGUGCAUAUACACUAAGCUGUGAAAAAAUAAAGUUAUAAAAUAUAAAACACAAAAUAACUAUCAUGAUAGAAGCAAUCCUUACUCCAUUUGGGUCUGUAUUGUAUAUCCCAAAAUAAUAGUGAAAAUUUGUUAAACUAUGUCUGUUAAUCUGUUUGUAAAAUAUUUGAUAUUUAUGUCAAUAGGAAUUUUUUGUUAAAUACUGAUAUAUAAGAAUUUUUG